UCAUCCUCAGCGUGCACUGAACGUGCCCCCGCCAUGACAACACAAUAUUACGCAUUAUGAAACGAGCUCGUUCCGCUGUCAACACAGUUUAGUGCUUAUAAUAGGACGAGUCGAAUUCCAUGGAAGAGAUCGACGAGCCGAGCCUGAUCCAGACGCUGCGGGCGCACUCGAGCGAGGUGACGUGUGCGGACGCGGCGGGCGCGCUGCUGGCGACGGGCGGCGGCGACCGCGCGCUGCGGCUGUGGCGCUGGGCGGCGGGCGCGGGCUGGGCGGAGGCGGCGCGCGCGGGCGACGCGCACCGCUACGGCGUGACGGUGGCGCGCUGGGCGCCGGGCGGCGUGCUGCUGGCAUCGGGCGGCGUGGACGGCGCGGCGCGCGUGUGGGGCCGCGCGCUGGCGCCGCGCCGGCUGCUGCUGGCGCCGGGCGCGGCGGCGCUGCGCGCGCUGUGCUGGGCGGCGCGCGCGCGCCUGCUGGCGGGGCACGACGACGGCGCGCUGCACGUGUGGCUGGUGCCGCGCGCAGAGCUGCUGGCGCGCCUGGCCGCGCACGACGGCGCGCUGCACGCGGUGGCGGCGCCCGCGCUCGGUCGGCUGCUGCUCACCGCCUGCACGCACGGUGUACUCAAAGUUUUUGACCUUGCAGAGGUGUGCCGGAGCGGGUCGGGCGAGGCGGAGGCGCCGGCGCCGCUGGCGUGGCUGGACGGCGUGCACGACCUGGGCGCGCUGUGCGCCGACGCGUCGCAGGACGGGCAGCUCGCGGCCACGGGCGGGCAGGACUCGCUGGUGCGCGUGUGGCACGCGGGCCCCGCAGGCCUGGAGCCGCUGGGGCCCGCGCUCAGCGGCCACCUGGCGGCCGUCACGGCGCUGCGCUGGGGCCGGCGCGGCGCCCGGCCCGUGCUGGCCAGCGCCAGCCUGGACCGCACGGCGCGCCUGUGGCUGCUGGCCGACAGCGACAUGCGCUGCGUGCGCGUCGUGCACGCGCAUUCUCGCUAUCUCACGUGCGUCGUGCUCUCGCCAGACGCGCACUAUAUGCUCACCGGCUCCAACGAUAAGUCACUUCGGAUGUGGUCCCUGGGCUCUCUGUCACUAGACGACAGUUUGGACACUCCGUGCGAAGCGCUCGCUCACUUUGGUCUCGGUGAUCUUGAGGGAAUCGGGCCAGUGGAGGAGGAAGAAGGCUUAGAGACGAGUGACGAGCUGGCGGGUCAGGACGCGGAGGCGGACGGCAGCGGCGCGACGCGGCUGUGGCGUGAGGCGUUGCACGCGGGCGCCAUCAACUGCAUCGCCACGCACGGCGACCUGGUGGCCACGGCGUCCAGCGACGGGCGCGCGCGCGUGCUGCGCUGGCACGAGGCGGCGGGCGCGCUGGAGCCGCUGCACGAGCUGGCGGCGCACGACUACCCCGUGAUGGCGGCCGACUUCUGUGCCGCCGGCGCCGCGCUACUCACCGCCGGUCUCGACGGCCGCGCCUGCCUCUGGGACGUGGAGUCGGGUGUGCAGCUGCGGUCACUGAGCCUGCCGGCGCGGGACGCGGGCGCGGCGGGCGAGGCGGGGGGCGGCGGGGUGCGGGCAGCGCGCGCCUCGCCGCUGCGCCCCGCGCUGCUGCUGCUGGGCACGGACGACGGGCUGGCGCCGCUGUGGAGCCUCGACCAGGACGAUCCCAGGCCGCUACACGUGUACGCGGGGCACGCGGAGGCGGUGACGUGCUGCGCGUGGGCGGAGGACGCGCGGCUGCUGGCGACGGGCGACGCGGCGGGCGAGCUGCGCGUGCUGGCGCCGCCGCCGCGCGCGCGCACGCUGCGCGCCGAGCCGCACGCGCACGACCCCGCGGGGGGAAUCCAGAGCUGCGACUUCGCGUCGCCGUCCGCGCUGGAACUGCCAGACGAUACAUAUCUACUCGCCACCGCCGGCUGCGACUCUCUUAUUAAAUUAUGGCUCAUACAUUACAAAGAGAGCGCGGCGGUGCGCGCGGUGGUGUCGCUGGCGGCGCACGGCGGCGGCGUGGCGAGCGUGCGCUGGGCGGGCGCGCGGCUGGCGAGCGCGGGCGCCGACCGCGUGGUGCGCGUGUGGCAGGCGGCGCGCGGCGGCGCGGGCGCGCGCCUGCUGGCCGCCGUGCGCGCGCCCGCCGCCGCGCUGGCCGUGGCGCUGGCGCCCGCGCUGCUGCUGGCCGGCACGCUGCCGGGCGAGCUGCUGGCGUGGCGCGCGCCGCCCGACCAGCCCCACGGCCUGGGGCCCGACGACGACGAGGCGGCGCCGCCCUACUUCUGGACCCGCGAGGGAGUCGCGCGCUGGCUGCGCGAGUGUGUCACGCGUGUGCCAGGAUCGGAAAUGAAAUUUCACGAAGAGGAAGCCCUUAUUCAAAGAGCUGAAGAUGCAAAUCUGACAGGCUCACAACUUCUAUCUACUCCGAUAGAGAAGUUACUCGAGACGUUUGGAUAUGAGCGCGCGGAGGAGGGCACGGAGGAGGGCGCGGAGGAGAGCGCGGCGCGGGAGCGGCUGCGCGGCGAGCUGCAGUGGCUGCGCGCGCCGCCCGCCUCGCCGCAGCGGGAGGCUAGGGCGCCGCACGCGCUGCGCUGCCCGCUGUCGCACGCGCUGCUGCGCGACCCGGCGCGCGCCGCCGACGGCUUCACGUACGAGCGCGCCAACAUCCUCGACUGGUUCAUCGCGGCCGAGGGCGCGGUGUCGCCGAUCUCCGGGCGGCGCCUGCGCAACACGCGCGUGCAGCUCAACUACGCCGUGCGCGACCAGCUGCGCGACUUCCUCCUGAGCUGAGCUGAGCCCGCGCCGUGCCGCACCGUGCCGCGCCGUGCCGCACCGCGCCGCGUCGUGUCGCACCCCGCCGUGCUGCUCCACGUUGCGUCGUGCUGCAUAGCUUUACGAGUCGUGUUUCAAAGAUGUGACUCUCUAAAGAUAGACGUGUUUUCUGGGUAAUGUAAACAUUAAGUCGUUUUCAAUAAUUAUUCUAUGAUGUAUUUUCUCCGAUUUAUGCGUAGGUGGCUACCUACUUUUACCAAUUCCAAUUUUUUCCAUUACAAGCAAAAUAAAACAUUUAGUGUCUGCUGUC
Molecule: messenger RNA, 3063 nt
Organism: Helicoverpa zea (corn earworm)
Lineage: Eukaryota; Metazoa; Arthropoda; Insecta; Lepidoptera; Noctuidae
Product: WD repeat, SAM and U-box domain-containing protein 1-like
Exons: 13
Coding region: 120-2771 (883 amino acids)
Biological process (GO): protein ubiquitination
Molecular function (GO): protein binding; ubiquitin-protein transferase activity
Source: RefSeq, a predicted model, not a curated record